CCAAAUUAUAAACAAAUUGAACAGAAAUUAACAAAAAUUAAGCAAACACCGUGAACUAAUGCUAAAGUGGCGAUCAGUGUGCCAAAGAGAGAGAGCGCUACAAUAAUGAGAGUGUGAGGGAGAGCGUAAAACAGAGUGAACUAAUACAGAAAUCGAAAUCGGACGUGCAACAAGUGUAAAGUAUUUAAAAAAAAGAAACAAAAAAUGUUUAACUAUGCCAUAAGGCCACCUGGCCGGAGGUAGUGGCCAGAUUAAUAUACUAAAGUGGAUGAUUAAAAUAAAACAAGGAGCACAAUAAACUCUCUUGUCUAUUCUUUGCGUCGUCGUUGUCGUCUGCACACGUAACCUUGUGGGCGCGUAGCACGGAAGCUGGCUGUCUGGCUUGGGCUUGGGCUUGUGUGGCAUACACAUUGUGUGCUCUUGCCGUUUGCCUUUUGUAUGUAUGUGCAGACGUCGAUUCAACUAAGGAAUUUAAUUCAUCCCCAUCAGAGAGAGAGUAAGAGAUAGAGAGAGCAAGAACGAGAGACGUCGGGUACGUCAAAAUACGGAGAAUAUGGAACAGUCUGCACCAGGAGCUGGACCUGGCAGUGGUGAUAGUAGUAGUGGAUCUGUGGCUAACGAACAGCCACAGACAAAGAGGCAAAAAAUUGAUAAGCAAUUGAAGACGCCACAACCACCGCCACCGGAUAUACUCGAUAGCAAUGGGAAUACGAAUCAUAAUAAAAAUCAUCAUUUAUGCUCAUCUCUAUCCUCAUCCUCCACCCAUUCGCUCUCAUUGCCGAGCAGCUCGAAUAAUUCACCAACCACAACGCCGUGCAGUUCGAGAGCCACUUCCUAUGCCCAGCUGGAGGCGGUUGAUGCUGCCACAGGUGCCGCAGGCACCAAGGAUGAAGUUGAUCGUGCCGCCAAAUUGCCAGACUUACUGACCACGAACACCACAAAUAGUUUAAGUAGUUUAAGUAAUAAUUUAAGUAAAUCGCCUCCAGUUCCAGCCGAUGAAAUGUUAGAGUUCGAGCAAUCCCUCACCCGGCAGUGCCUGUGUGGUGUGUCAGAGCGCACGCUUCGCAAACCCUUUCAGUCCCAUUACUCACACGACUCCAAUGGUCAGAAACGGAUAGCCAAUCUGCGGGAGUGGCCCACCAACAAGCUCCUGCAAUUCCUUUCUAAUCUGCAGCUCCUCUUCGAUAUAUAUCUAAAGCAAAACUCAAAGGGAUUCAUUUGUACACGCAUCAUGGAUGUCUGCGAUGCUCUGAUACGCAACGAUCACAAACUGAUCGAUGAGAUCAUUGUCCUGGCCGGCUAUAAUAAUUCCUAUGUGCAAUUUCUGGCAGGACGUGUGCUAGCCGCAUUUCUGGUGAUUGCCAAACAGGAACUGAAUGAUGAGUGGCUACAAAAGAUUAUUGAUCAGCUGUUUAAUUUUGACCAGCUGGAUCAAUCGGCCGUACAAAAGAUUCACUUUAGUCUGGACAUUAUUAAGAGAAUUGUGGAAUGGAAGGAUAUUGAGUUGCAUCCCCUUGAAGACGAAUGGACGGCGACGACGACGACGACAACGGGGUCAACGACAGCAGUGGCGUCAACAGCUGAAGCGUCUGUGAGCUAUAUGCAUUUUCCAGUGCAGGAUCAACCGCUGGCCACAAACUAUUUCGCGCUACAGUUUCGCGAAGAGGGAUCUGAAGAUAUUGAACCGUCUGAGGAGGAGCACAGAGAGCGGGAAAGGGAAAGACCCAGACGCUCGCUGUACCAUGAGGAACAACAGCAAACUACACACUCCACCGCCUCGCAUCCGAACGCCACUGGCUGUCAUGUGGUGACCCUCACCGAUUCGGAAAGCUUCGAUACAACGCACCUGAAAUGUAUUACCAUUCAAAAGUUAGAGCACAAAUGGCCCACCCUGGUAAAGAAUAUGUCGGAGCUGAUGUCACCAGCCGCUACUGUUGCCACCACGGGGAAUCAUCAGUAUGCAGCCGAGCAUUGUGUGCUCAAUUUUCUGCAGCUGUGGGAGAACAUCAUUUCCGUGAAGGCAAAUUUGUCCAUCGAUGAGACACGACCAUUCUAUGCCCAGUUGGAUAAAUUUGAGCUAUUGCUCAAUCACAAUCUAUCGUGCACCGUUUACAAGCAAAUGCUGUGCCUAUUCAACGAGGCUCUCUGCUAUGGCUCCACACUAGCGCUGCAGGACAUGCUGCCCGAGGAGACAUGCAAACUGGCCCAUCAGAUUGUCUGCCAUGUACGUGGAUUUCGUAUAUUCGAGUCGUUGCCGCGCCGGCAGCCGGACAAUAUGGUCAGUCUAUUGGGCUAUCAUGGUAGACCACUGAACUAUCCCAUCAAUGGCCUAGUGGGACAAUUGUCCAACCAUUCGGAUGCCCUUCAGAUGCAAGAGGGCACAAAUGCUGUGCCACCGGCUGUCGAAAUGGACAAAACCCUGUUACAAAAAAUGGUCCUAUUGGUGCUCAAAUCGAUAGCCGUUACCGUCAAGGAGAUACGCAGUGAUUCCUCCGAUUCUUCCAUAGAUUCCACUGACUAUGAUAUUCAGGAUAUGCUUCUAAUCGAGAGAUCCAUACGCGAUGUGUUAAGCAAACUGGAGACGUUCAUUAAGCAAACUUUGGAAUUUCAUCCAGAGUGUCAUUUCAGUAAGAUUCUGAUACAUUUAUUUGACGAUCAGGAUGAUCAUUUAAUUGAGGCCAUGGUGUGCACUCUGGAUGUGACAUCGGGCCUAUCGUUUCGUAAUAAUGCUUUCCACGAACUGGUGGCCAUGCUGAAUCCAGUAUAUACAUUCCUCGAAUUUCUUAAAAUGAUAUCGAAUAGCUCCGAUUUAUUGUUGGAUUUGCUUGUCAGCAAUGAGACCUGUUUCCUGCUCUAUCUGUUGCGUUUGCUCAAAUACAUACGCAUGAAUUGGACAAGUUUUGUGCACAGCUGUCACAGCUUUGGAAUGGGAAAUGCCAUGCUGGAUGAGGCCAUGGGUGUUCUUAUACGGCUGCGUCUACAAAUAUCCCGCCUGGUUUCACGUCAAUUAUAUCCGUAUGACAUAUCGCCGGUGCUGCGACUUCUCGAGAGUUGUGAAAGUCUCUACGAGGGCAACGAGCUUAGUUAAAUAUAUAUAAUUAAUGAAUUGUCUAUUCCCGUUUAAUUUUUACAAAUUUUGUUUUUUUUUUUUUUGUAAUAUGUAAUGUGUGUGCUCUUUAAAAUACGUAAUUUAUUUUAAUUUAAUAUGGAAAUAGCCGAAACUAGCACAAAAUCUGAUAAAAAGCCUUAAACUAUAUAUAUUUUCAAAUAUAUAUGUAUGUAGAUUCUAUAUAGAUUAGAUCUAUGAUCGAUUCCAUUUUACCAUUCACUAACUUACUCACUCACUCACUCACCAAUCGUGCCGAUGCUGAUGCCUUUUUUUACUCGUACAUAAACAAAUUUGUAUGUAAUUUCUUAGUAGGUACUGAAUUCCAAAACAAGAAAGUAAAUUUUAGUCUAGAAUUGUUUUUAAAUCUCUUGCCCUUAAGUAGGAUAAUCGCUCAUUUGGUGCAAUUUUUAUAAACAAAAAAGAAAAAAAAAAAACAGAAUGAAACUUGAGAGAUUUGUGUAUAAAUUGUGUCUUAAAACUAAUUGCCAGGGCGUAAAUAGAAAUGUAUUUUUUACUUGAACAUGAAUAAUAUAUAUAUAUAUAAAAAACUGCUUAAUUAA
Molecule: messenger RNA, 3669 nt
Organism: Drosophila willistoni
Lineage: Eukaryota; Metazoa; Arthropoda; Insecta; Diptera; Drosophilidae
Gene: lin
Product: protein lines
Exons: 2
Coding region: 554-3088 (844 amino acids)
Source: RefSeq, a predicted model, not a curated record